CUCCCUCCAGCCCCCUCACUUCCCCAUGCCCCGUCCCUCUUGCCCGCCACCGCCCUCCACAGGCCGUCUCCACCCAGGAAAAGGAGUUGUAUGGCAUGUCUGCUUUCCGGAACCUCCACUCCUUCCACCCCUCAGCUGACGCAGGUGAGGGUGACAGCCUGUUUCCUGCCGGGACUGAGGAUUUUAUCCAUAAAAGACUCCGACAGAGAAGCAGCAGGAAGACCCUUACGGCUGUCCAGGGGAUCACUGAGGAUUACGAUAACAAUGAAUUAGUGAAAGCACUUCAGAAGUUCACAUGCAGCAGCUGUACAGUUGAGCAGCCAGGGCAUGGGGAGGUAAUUCAGCCACGGGAUGACCAGCGCGAGAGCAUACGCCAGCUCCGUGUAGAGACUGGCCUGGCUGAGGACCAGCCCCUGCAGGUUCAUCAGUUCCGUGUAGAGACUGGCCUGGCUGAGGACCAGCCCCUGCAGGUUCAUCAGUUCCGUGUAGAGACUGGCCUGGCUGAGGACCAGCCCCUGCAGGUUCAUCAGUUCCGUGUAGAGACUGGCCUGGCUGAGGACCAGCCCCUGCAGGUUCAUCAGUUCCGUGUAGAGACUGGCCUGGCUGAGGACCAGCCCCUGCAGGUUCAUCAGUUCCGUGUAGAGACUGGCCUGGCUGAGGACCAGCCCCUGCAGGUUCAUCAGUUCCGUGUAGAGACUGGCCUGGCUGAGGACCAGCCCCUGCAGGUUCAUCAGUUCCGUGUAGAGACUGGCCUGGCUGAGGACCAGCCCCUGCAGGUUCAUCAGUUCCGUGUAGAGACUGGCCUGGCUGAGGACCAGCCCCUGCAGGUUCAUCAGUUCCGUGUAGAGACUGGCCUGGCUGAGGACCAGCCCCUGCAGGUUCAUGGGCUUUAGGUGCUGUGUGUGUGAGUGAGGAUUUCCUUGCAGUGAGUAGAAAAUGUCACUUCUGUCCCUUGUGACGAGUUUAAAACCUCACAGUUUGUAUAAUGUAACUAUUCAGGGUCCACUUUUAACUUGAACUAGUGUAACUCCUUCAUGCAAUAAACUAGAGAGAGUUAAAACAAAACAUAAAACAUAAGGACAGGUAGGGAGGAAACAGAAUGUAACAGGUGAGUAAUAACUCGGGGGUGGGGGCAGUUUGUAUUGCAGUAUUAAAAGCAUAUGAAAAAGGUUUGUAGGCUCAAAAGCAUUAGUAGGAAUGGGGGGUAGUAUAUAACAGUAGAGGUUUCAGUUCACUAGGAAUUUAAGAUAGAAAUAGAACUGUUAAACUUGUAAAUUCCUAAAGACAUUGCUCAAAAUACAUAAAGUGAAAAUGUUAAUGAUAAAAGAAUAAACAUACCUCUCCUAAUGAUUGAAAGGAAACCCUGGUGGCGUAGUGGUUAGUGCUACAGCUCUUAACCAAGAGGUCGGCAGUUCCAAUCUGCCAGGCGCUCCUUGGAAACUCUAUGGGACAGUUCUACUCUGUCCUGUAGGGUCGCUAUGUGUCAGAAUUGACUUGACCACAGUGGGAUUUUUUUGGUUUUCUGCUAACCAAAACGUUGGCAGUUUGAAUCUACCAGGUGCUCCUUGGAAACUCUAUGGGGCGGUUUUACUCUGUCCUGUAGGGUCGCUAUGAGUCGGCAUUGACUUAACGGCAACAGGUUUAUAAUAAUUGAAAAAGGAAGAAUAUAAGUGAUAGUAAACAACAGAUGUGAAUUAUGCAUUUAACAAUUCUUUCUGAUGGAGAAAUACGGAAUCCUGCAUAUUUAUCAGUUAAAAGCCACACUUUUAAACAACUUGUGGUUCAUAGUAAAACACUCAGCUUUGCUGAUGGUCUGGCAUUAAUUUAUUUUAUGAUGCACUGGCCCUUGGCCUGUCUCUGGCCACCCUCAGCCCUCCGCAGUGUUGGACACGCUCACCGUUUCCUGCUCUCUCGGAUGCUUUCUCUACUUCCUGGGCACCGGGCUCUCCUGGUUUUCCCACUUCACUGACUGCUCAGGUUCAGCCUUCCCUUGCCUCACCUUUAAAUUUUGGUGUGCCUCGUGACUUCUUCUCUUUCUACUCUCCCUGGGCCUGCCUUUGGCAUUACAUUUACACAGUCAGUUGGGUGGAUACAGGGAAACCAAUAACGUUAUUGCAAUAACCCAGGCAAAAAGGAUAAAAGAUGGUGGGCUGGGGAGGAGUCGUGGAAGCAGAGAGAGACAGGUGCACGGGGGUGUGUUUUUAAGAGAGCUGACAGGGCUUGCUGCUGGCUGUUUACGGUUCUCAACCAUCCAGUUAAAUGUGUAAAUCAGUCUUGCUCAGACACCCCCAUACCUCAGCACACCUGGAGCAUAUUCUGUUUCUGACAUCUCAGCCCUUAGUUCCUUCUGCUCUUCCUCCCCUUCCUUGACUCCAGCUUCAUUGGUCCCUUUAACAAUUCAGUUUUCGGUUUAACUCUAUUUUGGGAUCAUUUUCAUAAAUUUUUUCAUAAAUACUCAGGUUGGGGUCUAAUUCAGUGUUUUCUUUCUGUUGAAUAGUGUAGCCACCCAUCUUACCUUAAGCUUCCUUCAUCUCAUCUCCCUUUUUUGCCAUUAUCUUUCAGAACUUUUCAGUUACUCUAGCCAGACUGGCGUUCUUAUUUGCUUUUGAACAAGCCAUGCUUAUUGCUCAGUUGGGGCCCUUGAAGUUGGUGUGACUGUGCUGAGUAUGCCCCCGUGCCGGGCAUGGACCUCACUUUCUUUUGGGCAGGUGCCCAACUGUCACUGCUUCCCACGACCUUCCCCCACCAUGCUACCUGAAGGGCCCACUCUACCUGCUGCUCCUGGUGAUUCUCCACCAGCUUACACUGUUAAUGUGUUACAGUACUCAUCAGGACUGACGUUGUGUGUUUGUUUAUUUUUCUUCCUCAGAGAGCUUGUCUUAUUUACUGCUCUUUGCCUGGUUCCUAGUCAUGCCUGGUACAGAGUAGGCACUUGUUGAAUAAAAAUUGAAUAAAUGAAUGUAUUGAUAAUGCAGUUAAUAAAGUAAGCCCAUAAACAAAUAUGAUGAUGUAGAGACCUGUAUUCAACUAAGAACUAGACACUAUUUUUGAUUAAUAACAAUAUUACCAUAUUAACUUAUGUUGCUUACUACAUGUCAACCAUUGUCCUUAGUGCUUGACAUAUUUUAUCAAUAUUAGUUCGUAUUAUGAGAGUCUUACCAAGUGGGUGUGAGAAACUGUGGCUUAGAGAGGCUUAGUAACUUUCCCAAGGCUCGUGCAGUCUAACUGGAUGGCUGGCUGGAAAAUGAACCCGUGCACUCAGCUGUUUCCUUUCUACUUCGUGAGAGUUGUAUAACUUUAUUACAAGGAACAGAACAUCUCAUCAGUGUCCUCUCGCACUCGCAGGUACCUUCUCUUAGUCCGUAGGUGGAUCUGUGAGGGCGACUGCGGUUCUGGAUUUAAUUCUGAGAUGUAAGGUUUUCAUAUUAAAGUGAAAGUGUUGGGAAAGGUCAGAAUAAUUGGAUAUCAGCUUCCAUUCCUGUGAGGUUUUUGAAUACAAGUUGUGCUUGUGUGCUGUCUUCUAUGGGAUCUUUUCAUAUUGUUGGGGAAGCCUGAAAUGUAAACUUUUCCCCUUGAGUCCUCAGUUCCUCCAACAUGGUGGUGAGCUGGCUUGCAGUGCACUUACUUGCUCUUAACUGUCUCAUGCUGGGUGACCUUAUGGAGGUGUCCUGGCACGUCACUAGGGAAAGGGAGGGCCCAUGUGAUAAUGGCCUUCCAUUUGGGGAGGCAACAGCCAAAUUAGAUCCUGCCUCACACAUCCCUCAGAAAUCAGCGUGAGUGAGAAUCGUAGUGAAGUGUCAAAAGCAGAACCUCAAAAAAGUUUAGUUGGAAAUAUAAUUGGAUCUGUUUCUGACUCUGGUGUAGGCAGGUUUUCAUAAGAUCCCGAAACUUUUGCAUAUAAAAGAAAAGAAUGGGAAAUUUCACCAAGUUAAAAUUAAGACCUUCUUGCUGUCAAAAGUUAUAUGAAAGAAAGUACAAGGACAGGUUGCAAACUGGAGAAGAUAAAACACAGGUAGCUGACAAAGGAUGGUGUUGAGAGGAUAUAAAGAAUGUCUACAGUCAAUACGGAAAUUGCAGGCAACCCAAUAAAAUGGGCAAGAGCCGUGAUGAAGGUGUUUUCAUAAAAGGGAAAACAAGUUUGACUAGUCAUCCUAGGAAGACAUUGUUGACUUCAUGAGACAUCAGGAAAAUGCAGACCUAGACCAUAGUGAGAUUCCGUCUUACAUCGUUGGGUUGGUCACCUACAGUGUCAACAGCUGGAGAGGAUGUGGGCCCACAGGGUCUAGUCUGCACCGCUGGGGAGAACGUAAAUUGGUUAGACCACCUAGGAAAACAGCAUUCUCUGGAAAGUCAAAUUACUACAUUCCUAUAAUCCUGCAGUUCCGCUUUGCAUGUCUGUACUAGGAGAGAGACCCAAUGGUGUUCGUACCAAUGCUCUUUGUGACAGAAACCUGGAACAACCCAAUAACAGCAACAGCUAAGUAAGUUGCGGAGUGUUCACAUGGUAAAGGAACUGCGGAUACACGCAGCAACAUGGAUGCACUGUGUGGACAGAUCUUAGCAGUGUCACACUGAGUGACAAAAUUGAGUCCCAGCACAGCAUUGUGGCUGUGCUAAAAGCCACCGACUGGUACACUUCACAGUGGCUCAGCUUAUAUGCAUUUUACCUCAACUAAAAAAAUUCAGUAAAUCCCGGAAGAUUACAUACGGCAUGAUAAGUAAAAAGCAACAAAAACUUGAGGCAAAUAUUGUUAGGAUAAAACCGUAUGGGAAGUAUAAACAAGGGAGCAGUAAACUCAGAGGGAACUAGAGGGCCCGUGCCUUUGCAGGGUCAGCAUCCCCCAUCCCU
Messenger RNA from Loxodonta africana (African savanna elephant), 4849 nucleotides. RefSeq lists its product as uncharacterized. The coding region runs from base 96 to 893 and encodes 265 amino acids. The record is from RefSeq and is a predicted model, not a curated record. Gene Ontology annotation, molecular function: translation initiation factor activity; RNA binding; ribosomal small subunit binding. Gene Ontology annotation, cellular component: eukaryotic 43S preinitiation complex. Gene Ontology annotation, biological process: translational initiation. The transcript has a single exon. Lineage: Eukaryota; Metazoa; Chordata; Mammalia; Proboscidea; Elephantidae.